Oikopleura dioica is the source of this 258-nucleotide messenger RNA. NCBI's taxonomy places the organism in Eukaryota, Metazoa, Chordata, Appendicularia, Copelata, Oikopleuridae. The record is from the annotation of a GenBank genome assembly.
AUGGAGUAUCUAUGUCGUGACUGUGGGCUCAGUUGCUUCCUCUCCUCCUUCUCGAACGAUGCAAACGUCAACUGCGUUUGGCAAUGCAUGGAGAAAUACGGAAACGCUCUCUGUUCAAAUGCUGCGAAUCUUCAUCUUUUAGUUUUUCCUUCGAGUGCACAAAUCGGAGGUGCUGGACGCGGUCUCGGCGGUGGUGAUGUUUCCGCUAUAGAAGACACAGGGGUUCAGUGCGCCACCCACUGUGAGAUCAAAAUCUGA